Molecule: messenger RNA, 792 nt
Organism: Acanthoscelides obtectus
Lineage: Eukaryota; Metazoa; Arthropoda; Insecta; Coleoptera; Chrysomelidae
Source: the annotation of a GenBank genome assembly
AUGGUAACGCAAGAUUUUCGUGAUUUUUCCAUAACGAAUUGGUACGAAAAUUUCAAACAUAUUUGUCUCAAAUCGCUGUUAAUCGAAAUACCCCCUGAAGUGAUUGAAAAAUUUCAAGACGACGAAGAAGAGGUCAACUCACAAAACUGUCCUGAACAGUUUAAAGAACAGCUACGAAACGCUCUGAAUUUAUUGAACAAGAGCGCUUUUAUCAAAAACAACUGGCACGCCCCUACGGACGCGCGUAUGUUCAGUUUCGACAACAAUCUCAAAGCAGUUACAGUUGACGAUAUCUUCAUGUAUUUGAACAGUUCUUUGUGUAUACGAGAUGAUUUUGAUACAGUAAAAGGUGUCCCAUUCUGUCUGUGCCUCAGAAAAUGGAUCAAUAUUCACCCUGCAGCAGAAUUUCGACUUAUAAUCAUCAACAAUAUGCUAAGGGGCAUUACACCAAGAGACUGGCCUACAUACUAUGUCCACUAUAAAGAAGAAAGCAGUCAGAUAAUUGAAGAACUCUCAAACUUCUAUAUUGAGAAUGUUAAAAUACGGUUUCCUCGUCAAAAUUACAUUGUGGACGUUGUAUAUUCUUAUCCAGAUAAACCUUACAUCCUUGACUUUGGACCAUUGAAUAGUAAAACAAACUUAUAUGCUUUUACUUGGAAAGAAAUCCAGCCUCUGUUGCUGAAGGAGUCCCCUGAAGAUGUUGCUCCAGUCUUUAGGUAUUUGGAGAAUGACAUUGGGAUUAUGUCAAAAGCUGAUGCCUUGAGGAAGUUUGCUAAUGCUCAUAGUACAUAG